UCGUCUCAUCAUUAGAACCAAAAACAAAAAACAAAAAAAAUAAGCAUCUAGUAUAAAUAAGACAAAAUCAAAGAGAAUAAAAAUGGUGGGUUUGCGCAGAGCAAAGACGGUACUUCUUGUAUUAGUGGUGGUUAUUUCCAACACAAUAGCAGACGGGGCACCCCUUGAUCGAGGACCCAAAGGAAGCGGCGCAGCUGCACCUCUUGGCGCUACGGUUCCCGGAGGAGGCAAUGCAGCUGCACCGGUUGGAGCUACAGCACCAGCAGCAGCCGCAGGAGGCCUUGCAGCUGCACCAGCAGGAGCCGCAGGAUCACUUGACGUUAAAGCAGCAGGAGCCAAAGGAGACGGAACAACCGAUGACACUGCGGCAUUUACGGCUGUAUGGAAAACAGCAUGUGAAGCACCAGGACCGAGCACGAUUACAGUGCCAAAGGGUGACUAUUUGGUGAAUAACAUAGAGUUCUUAGGUCCAUGCAAGGGUCCCGUCACUUUCGAAAUGAGUGGCAAUAUGAAAGCUCCGGCUACGGUCGCUGCCGUUAAGCCCAACUCUGGAUGGGUUGAUUUUACUAAUCUUGCUGAUUUCACUUUGAACGGAAACGGAGCCAUUUUCGACGGUCAAGGCUCACUCGCCUGGAAGGCCAAUGACUGCGCCAAAACUGGAAAGUGCAACUCUCUCCCCAUUAACAUACGAUUCACGGGUCUCACAAACUCGAAAAUCAUCGGCAUAACAUCAACGAACAGCAAACUUUUCCACAUGAACGUUCUCAACUGCAAGAACGUAACUCUUGAGAAUAUUGGUAUUGAUGCACCUCCGGAGAGUCUCAACACCGAUGGCAUCCACAUCGGAAGGUCCGUUGGAGUGAACUUAAUAGGGGCAAAGGUUAAAACAGGAGAUGACUGCGUUUCCAUUGGAGAUGGUACUGAAAAUCUCAUUGUUGAGAAUGUGGAAUGUGGACCAGGACACGGCAUUGCUGUAGGAAGUCUUGGAAGGUACCCUAAUGAGCAACCAGUCAGAGGAGUCACCGUGAGGAAAUGCCUCAUCAAGAACACCAGUAAUGGUGUCCGCAUCAAGACAUGGCCUGGAUCUCCCCCUGGUAUCGCCUCCAACAUUAUUUUUGAGGAUAUCACAAUGGACAAUGUUAGCACUCCCAUUCUCAUCGACCAAGAGUAUUGUCCUUAUGCCGACUGCAAAGCUGGGGUACCAUCUAAAGUGAAAUUAUCGGAUGUGACCUUCAAGAACAUUAAGGGCACAUCAGCGACAAAGACUGCUGUGAAAUUAAUCUGCAGCGUAGGCACGCCUUGCACUAAUGUUGCUCUUGCUAACAUCAACUUGGUCCACAACGGUCCAGAAGGACCAGCUGUGGGGGCAUGUGCUAACAUGAAGCCUGUUCUCACCGGACAGAUGAUUCCACCUGCUUGCACUGAGAUCGCUAAACCGGGUCCUUGAAUUAUAUAGUCGCUUGUCCACCAAGCAUCCAUCUAAUCUGGUUAAUUAAGACGCUGGUUAAUUAAGACGCUUUGAUUAGGCUGCGAUGAAAAAAGUUUUGAAAUAACUAUCGUAUUUAUUUUAUUUUUGACAUAUAAAUGAUGUGGAUACCUCUAGAGAGUGACACAUGAUUGGUUAGUAAAUUUUGUAUCAUUCUCAAUAUGCGAGAGCGCUUUAAUAUAUAAAUAAUAUUAUUGAAAUUUUUAAGUUUUUGGAUUAUAUUUUCUAUAAGUUUGAUUUAGAUAUUUCCAAAGUAUACUCUCUUUUUUAACAAUAAUUUUUUUUUUGAAACACCACAAUAAUCUUUUUUUAUUUAUGCAAUAUAAUGCGGUUAAUAAUAACACAAAUAUUUUUAUGAUCUCAGUUUUGUUUACAUAACACUAUUUCUACGAUUAUUCAAAUGCAAUAUGUAUGUCUUUAAAUGAUAAUACCAGAGACACUAGACAUAAUCUAGAGAAGUCAUUUCACGGUUUUAUUCCUUAUUUCGAUUACUUAAGAACAUUAUAUAUUUACAAGCUAGCUGCUCUGGGCAUCUCAAAGUGAUAAACAAGCAUUCAAUAAAUACAAGUUAUAAUCUCUACAAUGAUACGCAAUAAAUAGACAGAUAAGAUUAUAGUCUCACGCACCAUAAUUUUAAAUCAAGCCAAAGUUCUAAACACUAUAUGAUUUUAGAUCGGUUCAUCCCUGGCCAAACCACUUCAAGCAUUAAACAUAGUGAUCUAUUGGAGAAUGUACAAUUUGUUUUAGGCAUAUUGUAUAGCUUGGUUGUUACCUUUGGCUUAGACUCUUAAUACGAAGAUCAUUGUCUCACAUUUUACAAAUCAAAUUGAGUAUGAGUAAAAGAAGUAUAUGUCAUACAACUUAUCGUUCGUUGGAUUUUUUUUCUAUAAAAACAGUAGAAGAAAAGAAAUAAAUAAAACAUAUAAAAUAGUUUUCUAUAAAAUAGAAGUACAUGAACAUAAUAAAACGAGUUUUUGCUUGCGUUCGCACAAGACAUACAAACAGCAUGAGAAGAAAAUAAUCUCAAAAGUGAUUAAAAAGACUUAUUCUCGAAAGCCCUACAAUGGCUAAAUCCUCUUUUCCAAUAUCUCACACUAUCAAAAAAAAAACAAAACAAAAGAAACAUAUAACCUCUAGUACAAUCUGCCUCAAAACACCAAACCUUAAAA
Brassica napus (rape) is the source of this 2655-nucleotide messenger RNA. RefSeq names its product exopolygalacturonase clone GBGA483. NCBI's taxonomy places the organism in Eukaryota, Viridiplantae, Streptophyta, Magnoliopsida, Brassicales, Brassicaceae. The record is from RefSeq and is a predicted model, not a curated record. The coding region runs from base 83 to 1447 and encodes 454 amino acids. Gene Ontology annotation, molecular function: polygalacturonase activity. The transcript is spliced from 5 exons. Gene Ontology annotation, biological process: carbohydrate metabolic process.